GUUUGCUCAGGCUGACUGCGACCCUUCUCAGCUUUAACUCUUGAAGCCCUUUCUGGAGCCACCAGCCUGCAGUCUGAGGACUGGUGAUGGGGCCUGUGCGGGCCUCGCCUUUAGCCCAGCCUGUGCUGGCUGUUCUGGGGCUCGUUAUCGGCGUGUGGAGCCUCAACCCGGAUGACCCUAACGUCUGCAGUCACUGGGAAAGCUAUGCAGUGACUGUGCAGGAGUCGUACGCUCAUCCGUUCGACCAGAUCUACUACACCAGGUGCACGGACAUCCUCAACUGGUUCAAGUGCACCAGACACAGAAUCAGCUACAAGACAGCAUACCGGCGGGGGGUGCGCACCAUGUACCGCCGCCGCUCCCAGUGCUGCCCCGGCUAUUUUGAGAGUGGAGACCUGUGUGUCCCUCUGUGUACUGAGGAGUGCGCCCACGGCCGCUGCGUGUCUCCAGAUACGUGUCAGUGUGAGCCGGGCUGGGGAGGGCUGGACUGCUCCAGUGGCUGUGAGAGCGGUUACUGGGGGCCGCACUGCAGUAACCGCUGCCAGUGCCAGAACGGAGCUCUGUGCAACCCAAUCACCGGAGCCUGCGUCUGCACCGACGGCUACCAAGGCUGGCGCUGCGAGGAUCACUGUGAGCCGGGCUACUACGGCAAGGGCUGCCAGCUGCAGUGCCAGUGUCUUAACGGUGCCAUCUGCCACCACGAGACUGGGGAGUGCAUCUGUGCACCAGGGUAUAUGGGCGCUGUCUGCGGAGAGCGAUGUCCCUCGGGCAGUCAUGGGCCUCAGUGUGAGCAGCGCUGCCCCUGCCAGAAUGGAGGAACCUGCCACCACAUCACCGGAGAGUGCUCGUGCCCGGCUGGCUGGACCGGGUCCGUGUGUGCCCAGCCUUGUCCAUUAGGCAAAUAUGGCAUUAACUGCAGCAAGGACUGCUCGUGCCGCAAUGGUGGACUGUGCGACCACAUCACCGGGCAGUGCCAGUGUAUGGCAGGCUACACUGGCCGCAGGUGCCAGGAGGAGUGCCCCGUAGGCACGUACGGCCCGCAGUGUGCCCUCCAUUGCGACUGUCAGAAUGGGGCCAAGUGUUACCAUAUCAAUGGGGCGUGUCUAUGUGACACAGGCUUUAAAGGACCUCACUGCCAAGACAGAUUCUGCCCCCCAGGGUUAUAUGGCCUCAUCUGUGACAAGUACUGCCCCUGUAAUGCUACAAAUACACUCAGCUGUCACCCUCUCUCAGGGGAGUGCUCCUGUGCCGCAGGAUGGACUGGCCUGUACUGCAAUGAGACCUGUCCCCCAGGCUACUACGGCGAGGGCUGCAGCUUGCAGUGCCACUGUGCCAAUGGAGCAGACUGCCAUGGGGUCAGCGGGGCUUGUGUCUGCGCCCCUGGCUUCACUGGAGAUGACUGCUCCCGCACGUGCCCACCUGGAUUUUAUGGAACUAACUGCACAUCCACCUGCUACUGCCAUAAUCAGGCCUCCUGUUCCCCCAUCGAUGGCUCCUGCAUCUGCAAAGAAGGUUGGCAGGGUGUGGACUGCUCCAUCUUGUGCUCCAGUGGAACAUGGGGUCUGGGCUGUAACCAAACCUGCGCGUGUGUUAACGGGGCGGCCUGUGACCCCAUGGAUGGAUCUUGCUCCUGUGCGCCGGGCUGGAGGGGCGAACACUGCCAGCUACCUUGCCCUGAUGGCACCUACGGGUUGGAUUGUCGGGAACACUGUGACUGUAACCAUGCCGACGGAUGUGACCCAGUCAGUGGUUAUUGCCAUUGUUUGGCAGGUUGGACAGGGAUCCACUGUGACAACGUCUGCCCUCAGGGUUUCUGGGGGCCCAACUGCUCCAUGACCUGCUCGUGCCAGAACGGAGGCUCUUGCUCCCCCGAGGAUGGCACCUGCGUGUGCGCUCCAGGCUACCGCGGCACCUCCUGCAAAAGAAUCUGUUCUCCUGGGUUCUACGGCCACCGCUGCAGUCAGAACUGCCCUCAGUGUGUGCACAGCACAGGUCCAUGCCAUCACAUCACAGGCCACUGUGAAUGCUUGUCCGGUUUUUUUGGCCCACUGUGCAACCAAGUGUGUCCCAGUGGACGGUUUGGAAAGGCCUGUGCUGAAGUGUGCUUCUGCACCAACAACGGCACCUGCAACCCCAUUGAUGGCUCCUGCCAGUGCUUCCCUGGCUGGAUUGGAGAUGACUGUUCGCAGACGUGUCCAAUAGGCCAGUGGGGACCUGACUGCCUGAACUCAUGCAACUGUCACAACGGAGCCCAGUGUAGUCCCUACGAUGGAGAGUGCAGGUGCAGCCCCGGCUGGACUGGCCUGUACUGCACACAGCGCUGCCCCUCAGGCUUCUAUGGGCGAGACUGUGCUGAAGUGUGCCGCUGUCAGAAUGGAGCGGACUGUGACCACAUCACUGGCCAGUGUGCCUGUCGCACUGGCUUCAUUGGGGCCAGCUGUGAGCAAAAGUGUCCUCCUGGGACGUUUGGCUAUGGCUGUCAGCAGCUAUGUGAGUGUAUGAACAAUGCUACCUGUGACUAUGUGACUGGAACCUGCUACUGCAGCCCUGGAUACAAAGGGAUUCGCUGUGACCAGGCGGCCCUAAUGAUGGAGGAGCUGAAUCCCUACACCAAGAUCAGCCCAGCCCUGAGCUCCGAGCGCCAGUCGGCCGGCGCCGUCAUGGGCAUCAUCUUCCUUCUCCUCAUCAUCAUGGCCAUGCUCAGCUUGUUUGUGUGGUACAGGCAGCGGCAGCGGGACAAGGGUCAGGACAUGCCGAGCGUAUCCUACACUCCGGCCCUGCGCAUCACCAACACUGACUACUCGCUCUCUGAUACGUCUCAGAGCAGCAGCAGUGGACAGUGCUUCUCUAACCCCAGCUACCACACUGUGGCCCAGUGCACCGGGCCCUCUUCCAACACCAACAACCUAGACGGCACGCUCACUCUGAAGAAAGGAGACAGGAACAGUUCAGAAUGGAGAGCAUACUGCAAUUUGAAUGACCUUGGUGUGACACGGGAGGAGACGCUAACACUGCGGGACAACAAAACCACUCGAAUGGCUAAAGACUACAUCAAGACAUCCAUGUGCAGCUCCAGCUCCUGCUCCCUAAAUAGUGAGAACCCCUACGCCACGAUCCGAGACCCACCGGGCUUGGCCUGCAAGCACACAGAGAGCAGCUAUGUGGAGAUGAAGUCUCCUGCACACAGAGACCUGACGUUCUGCUCCAGCACCAGCACCACCCUCACCUCUACAAGCAGGAAUGUCUACGAUGUUGAACCCACAGUGAGUGUUCUUCAGGGACCCAAUGGCUUGGCCACUGGUUUCUCCCAGAACCCAUACGACCUGCCCCGGAACAGCCACAUCCCCAGCCACUACGACAUCCUGCCAAUGCGCCACAGCCCCCCCAACACCCCACCGCCGCCAGACAGCCCCCCGAGCUCCCUGCUGUAGAGCCCAGGCCACAGCCUACCUCCACAAUACAACCUCCACCACCUGACUCUGCAGGACGUUCUCGUUUAUCUUUUUUAUCUCAUCUGAUUUCUGUCCAUCAUGCUCACGCACAGAUGCAUGAGAAGAUGGACAUAAAGGCAGCAGCGAUACCACAUUUUGCUGGAUUUUUGUGUGCGCUUACACUGAUGGCAGGGAAAGAUACAAGCAACUACUCACUUCUCUGCAUUCAGACCUGGAUGAAGGGAUUUCAUUUUGUGCAGAAAAGACUGAACCAAGGAGAAACGAAGAAAUCACAAAAACCUGAAGUACUCUGUAAUAAAUUGUAAAUAUUGCAGCAGAUUAUGGGGCCAGCAAAGUACUCUUGAUCAGUUCCAGAAUAUGAGUGCUGUCUUCAGCCAUGGAAGGAACAUUCAUGGGAGUCUCGUGUAUAUAAUAUCAGUGGUAGACUAAUAGAUGGCUCAUGCUCCACAAUGGUCCAUCUGUCCCCUCUACCAGUCAAACAGUGACUGACCCAGGACAUCUUGUUUGGAGCCAAGGGGAACUGUCAGCCACAGAUGCAGUGUCAACCUCGACCAUUCACUAGUUAAAGAGGACUCAAAACCCUUAGUGACAAAGCAUGGUUAAAUAGUAAGUAGUUAUUAUUGUACAAAGAGAAUUACCAAAAGAAGAGUUUUUAAGAACGUUACUUUUUUGAUAACAUUAUAGUAUAUGGGACUUCAAGACUUUAAACCACAUUCAUGGGGUAUUUUAAAAAUGAUAAAACAACUGUAGCUCGAUACAACUUGUGCAAUGUCACUAAUGGUACUAGUCUAUCAACCUGCUGUUUCAUAAAAAUAUUUUAUGAAUGGUUAUAUUUCAAGGUAGCAGGUGUAAUGUCAUGUGAAUGUGUGAACUCAAACUAUAGUGUCAAGUUAU
Molecule: messenger RNA, 4346 nt
Organism: Colossoma macropomum (tambaqui)
Lineage: Eukaryota; Metazoa; Chordata; Actinopteri; Characiformes; Serrasalmidae
Gene: megf11
Product: multiple EGF-like-domains 11
Exons: 25
Coding region: 87-3431 (1114 amino acids)
Molecular function (GO): protein binding; zinc ion binding; scavenger receptor activity
Source: RefSeq, a predicted model, not a curated record